Glycine soja is the source of this 1796-nucleotide messenger RNA. RefSeq names its product pto-interacting protein 1-like. The record is from RefSeq and is a predicted model, not a curated record. The transcript is spliced from 8 exons. The coding region runs from base 391 to 1473 and encodes 360 amino acids. NCBI's taxonomy places the organism in Eukaryota, Viridiplantae, Streptophyta, Magnoliopsida, Fabales, Fabaceae. Gene Ontology annotation, molecular function: ATP binding; protein kinase activity. Gene Ontology annotation, biological process: protein phosphorylation.
UGAAUAAGGAAAAGAAGGAUAAAAGAGAAAGAGAGAGAGAGAGUAUCCGCCGUUUUGGAAACGGGCUUUUGAGUUUGUUGACUUGGCAAAGGCAAAGGCAGCGGUUGUAAUAAAUAUGAAUAAAUAGCGUUUGGUGAUGUUCAUAAGACGUGUCUCUGUCUUUCUUCUCGGUGAAGUCAAGGUUGUUCUGUUCUUCUACGCAGACACACACACAAACACAUAACAUAACGCCCCUCCUUCUCUUCUUCUUUCCCUUCAAAUUCUAUUUCUUCAUCCAUUUUGUGCUCCAAACAGCACAAACAUUACAAUCACACCGGUGUUCUUCGCUUUCUACUCUUCUAAAAGUGACUUAACAGCUCAUAUUGAAACUUACCUACAGAAUAGAGGAUCAUGGGUUGCUUUGGCUUCUGCAAAGGAGAUGAUAGUGUCACAGUUGCUGACAGAGGACCUUUCAUGCAAAGCACUCCUACUGGGAACCCCAGUUAUCAUGGAAGACACGCAGCAGUAACUGCUCCUCGGACUAUAAAUGUUCAACCUAUUGGUGUCCCUUCAAUUACAGUAGAUGAGUUGAAGCCUUUGACAGAUAAUUUUGGCUCAAAAUGUUUCAUUGGUGAGGGUGCAUAUGGGAAAGUAUAUCAAGCCACAUUGAAAAAUGGGCGUGCAGUGGUAAUCAAAAAGUUAGAUUCCAGUAAUCAGCCAGAGCAGGAAUUUCUUUCUCAGGUCUCCAUCGUAUCAAGGCUAAAGCAUGAAAACGUUGUUGAGCUUGUUAACUAUUGUGUUGAUGGUCCUUUCCGUGCCCUUGCCUAUGAGUAUGCUCCUAAAGGAUCCCUUCAUGAUAUUCUACAUGGACGCAAAGGUGUCAAGGGUGCACAACCUGGUCCAGUUCUCUCAUGGGCUCAGAGAGUUAAAAUUGCUGUUGGAGCAGCCAGGGGACUUGAAUAUCUUCAUGAAAAGGCAGAGAUUCAUAUCAUCCAUCGUUACAUUAAGUCUAGUAACAUACUUCUUUUUGAUGAUGACGUUGCGAAGAUUGCUGAUUUUGAUUUGUCAAAUCAAGCCCCUGAUGCAGCAGCACGUCUUCAUUCUACCCGUGUUCUUGGGACCUUUGGUUACCAUGCUCCAGAAUAUGCAAUGACUGGACAACUCACUUCAAAAAGUGAUGUUUAUAGCUUUGGAGUUAUAUUACUGGAACUCUUAACCGGACGUAAACCGGUUGAUCAUACACUACCCAGAGGACAGCAAAGCCUUGUGACUUGGGCAACACCAAAGCUUAGUGAAGAUAAGGUGAAGCAGUGUGUUGAUGUUAGACUAAAGGGAGAGUACCCUUCAAAGUCAGUUGCAAAGAUGGCUGCUGUUGCUGCAUUGUGUGUGCAAUAUGAAGCUGAGUUUCGGCCAAAUAUGAGCAUUAUAGUGAAAGCUCUACAGCCUCUACUGAAUACUCGAUCUUCUCACUCAAAGGAAUCAUCCAACAUGUAAAUUCCAAAAUCAUUCUUCCCUUCUUUCAGACUGCAGAGUGUGUUGACCAAUUGUCCUUGUGACACGUGUCUGUAAUUACAUAUUCCGAGGUAUUAGUAUUAAAAUAUCAUUUGCUGCGUUAUUAUAUUUGUAUCUCAACAAAACAUGUUAUAAAAAUAGUGAUGUAGGUGGCAAGAGAUCAUAGAUAGUUAAGUUUAUGGUUUGAACUUGAAUACUUAUUGGAAUUUGUAUUUGUUUGCUUGUUUAUUUUUUCUCUCCCUACCAGCCGUGUACAAGUGAAUUUAUAAAAUAUUACUUCUCAUGCAUGUAUAGUUGCAUUACAA